Molecule: messenger RNA, 607 nt
Organism: Ceutorhynchus assimilis (cabbage seed weevil)
Lineage: Eukaryota; Metazoa; Arthropoda; Insecta; Coleoptera; Curculionidae
Source: the annotation of a GenBank genome assembly
UUUCGACUUAUCGAUAAUUGGCCUUAAUAAUAACUCUUUAUUAAAUUAUCAAACGUAGGUAUAUCUGUAUAAAAGGAAUAGGUACCUACCUAUCUAUUGAACAGUGAUACCUUUUCAGUACUCCGGUGAAGGUUUCAUUAGAAAAAUGUCCACAAUUUUGAGAUUAGUCUUUGCUGCACUAAUUUGCGUUAAAAUGGACUAUAUUUUAGCUUCCCCGGAGAGAUGUUACUUUUGUGAAUCGCAAGAUAUAGCAGAGUGUGUUCCUCCAGCUCCAGAAAGUCAUGGCUGCACCAUUACUGAAAAAGAAUGCAUAUCUGCUGCGAUACUCUUAAAGGAUUCUGAGACCCAAGCAACCCAUCCCUUAUUCGUUCGUCGUUGCUGGAAAAAUGGUUGCAAGGAACUAAAAAAACAAGAUUUGAAAGUUUUGUACUGUAAAACUUGUGACAAAGAUAAUUGCAACGAUGAUACAAUACCGGAAAAAGAUGAUGUAGGUCCACAGGUAUCAACAGCAAGUCCCGUAGCCGUUACUGAUGAAUUACCACCUGCUGCUUAGUAAUUUAAAAGAAAUUUAUUUGAACUUCAAAUAAACUUUAUCGAGAGAAUGUUA